AUGACUGCCACUGAUCGUCUCGAAUGUCCAAUGCUACGCUGUCGCAAAAGAUUUCCAGACCACGCUGCUAUGUUGGAGCACCUCUACGACUGUACUGAGCUCGAAACUGGCGAGUACUGGUGUUAUGAAUGUAGCAAGGCUGAAAAGUUUACCGAUGGAAACUGCAAACGAUGCCUCGGCCAUCCUGGAAAAAGACGCAAGAUCAUCAACGUCGCGAAAAACUUUUUCUCUUCCCUGGGACAAAAGUCAAGAAACCACCAGAGUAUCCCCGAUGUCCGCCUGGACAACGUAUCCGAAGUCGCCAUAGCACCGCCUCCGAGCUACGACGACUUCUUGCAUAUUCAACCACAGCAAGUUGAGCUUUCCUCGUCGUCGGAGAUCUUGGAGAUCGAUUCGACCGAGGUCCCCUGGCCUACACCCACGAAUGCCCAUUUCAAUACUGUGAUGGCGCAACCUCACGUUUCUACGGGCAUGAUUCAGGCAAACCUCCAGCACCCAAACUCCAUUCUGCCCGAUCCUUGGUUUGCACAGAACAACCUGGACAUGAGCGAGAGUGCCAUGGGCAAAGCCGACCGACCAUUACUGGCCCUUAAUACUGACGGUUUUGGCCACCCCCGGAAACAACUUCAGCCUACGACAAGGACCAAGAAUCUUUCCCCGAGCAAUUCACUUAGAUCAAACGCGAGCACCGAUACAACAGCCAGUUACCUCAUUUCGCCUGCUUCUGCCUAUAGUGGCGCAUGGACAACUGCCGAGACAAACAUCACAUCACCAACCUCUGACGGCGGUUCAGGUGGAUAUCUUUCCAGGGGAUGUUCUAACGCGAGUCGAUACUCAAACAAUAGCGUGGAGCCCUACAACUUCAUUUCAGAGCUUCCGGCUGAUGACAUUUUACUACAACAUUUUCCCUUGACACUUCCGGCCGUUGAUCUCGACCAGCCGGCAUCCUCAUUAGAAAUAUCAGCCGCCGUCAGCCCCUUAUCUGAAGCCGCCGAUGUUCCUGCUCAGCCAUCAGUCGACACUCUUGCGCUAAACGAACUUUCGGAAGAUACCUUGUCUGAUCAUGUUGUCGACGCCAACUCGCUCGUUGGGUCGGCUUGGGAUACGCUCAAGACUCACAUCAGCUCCUCACUCGAAAAGCUGCAGCAUGUCUCUCACAGUGCUCUCGCAGCACAGUUGCGAGAUCUUUCGCCGCAGCAGGUAGCGGACAGGGCCCUCGUUGCGCUGAAGGGCAUGCCUGAGGGUAGGCAUCCCGCGACUAGCAUCGAUACCCUUUGCUUCGUUCAUCUGAUUUACUCGCUCUCGCUUGUUGUCCACGAAGAUGGUGCUCGGGAUCGCUCCGGGGAUCUAUUCGCUCAAACCUCUCUUUACAGCAUUGCGCUCCCUGAGUGGGAGCAAUCAGACUAUCUUCGCGUCGCAUCAGCGAUCUGGCAGCCCAUAAAUCUAUCUGUCGGGGCACUGAACGGUUUAUCAUCAAGGAAGCGCGGGGGUGAGGUCUCUCGGUCGUCGAGCAGAAAGGGCAAAGAACGGGAUCCUGCUAUAUCGACAAAUCGACCUGAACAGGAUGAAUUGUUGGAGGUGGCAAUGUUCUUCCUAGACGAAUUGGACUAUUCUGUCCUGUCCAGCGGGCAACCCGAGUCGGCCGAAGUCUUAACGUCGAUGCUGUGGGCACAGCAUUGGCAGUACAAUGCCAAUCGGGCUCCAUCGAACAGUGCACUGUCUGCAAGCUUCAAAGGAGUUCGUAGCAAACUCAAACAAGACUUCGUUCGCGCCGAUGGUCUAAGUGCAAAGUGGAGGCGUAUCCAGAAGCGCAUCGAUGAUGGCAGUAUCUGGAGCGCCAGGCAAGCGGAGAUAGAGCUCAUGCAAGCCGGCAAAGGGUGCAUGUCGUUGCAAGACUAUUUCAAUCAUUAUGUUCCGAAGGUUAGGGCACAGUUCGAAGUCCUCUACACCAAUCCUAUGAUAGGGGCUACCACACGAAGAAGCUAUCAUGCGUACGCUAUCGAUCUGAUGGAGUCUAUCAUUCGCGGUAUUUGCACAAAGGAGAGUCUGAAGGAUGCUGCCCGAGUCCCUUCUGAGAUGACAAGCGAGGCAACCCUCGAUGAUUUCAUGAAUCUGACAACAACCCUGGGCGACACAACUUGGAGCGAUGCCCGGGCCACGACAUCCGACACGCCACUUAUCCCAACGUCCAGGCCUGAUAUUUACAUGGACGUAGACAGCAAUGGAUUGCCGGACCCCUUGACGGUGUUCUUCAACGAUGGUGGGGUUCCAACAGCACCGGCAUUCCAGAUACCGCCAUACAUGACACGGCCUGACAACGUACCUGACGAGUCUGCGGCCGAAGUCCGGGAAGAUCCGUCCUGCAGCUCAGCAGCGAAGACAGAGGCUGAGGCCAACGAGAAAUGCGACAUCUGUGGCUACCGACCAAGAGGCGCCCCUCAGUGGUUCAAGGGCAGCAUGGCAAAGCACAAAAAGUUGCAACACUCAACGGCGCCGCCAAAGAUUUACAAGUGCCCGUUUCCGGGCUGCACGAGCCAAUACAAGAACCGACCAGACAAUCUAAAGCAGCACCAGCAAGACAAGAACCACUUUGUGGAUGGGGAGACUGAGAGGAGACCGAGUAAAAGGAAGAAGAGAGACUAA
Messenger RNA from Colletotrichum phormii, 2643 nucleotides. RefSeq lists its product as uncharacterized. Bases 1 to 2643 code for a protein of 880 amino acids. The record is from RefSeq and is a predicted model, not a curated record. The transcript has 3 exons. Lineage: Eukaryota; Fungi; Ascomycota; Sordariomycetes; Glomerellales; Glomerellaceae.